AUGGUCCUCAGACAGUGCACCGUCUGUGGGCGUCGUUUCACCAAGACGGAGCACUUCAAGCGCCAUGAACGAUCACACACUCGUGAACGUCCAUACCGCUGUUCGGUGUGCGACAAGGCCUUCUCUCGCAGUGAUGUUCUGUUCCGACAUAUGAAAUGCCACACUCAGAAGACUGAGGGCGACGAUCAACAGAAACCUGCGGAGAGAAGGAGCACUAUUUCUGAAGGUGUCGCGCCCGUUCCCGCCCAGCCAAACCAGCAACCUCAAUCAAAAUCUCUCGACCAACCCACAAACGACAACAACCACCAGCCAAACUCGGGAAUACCCCUGAUGCAGAUACUAUCACCAAGCAACUAUCUUGGCCCGCAAGAGAACGGCCUCCCUGCCGCUCGCGCCCGGCAUGGCUCGAUGGACAUGCCUAGCUCCUACAUCGAUCCUCGCCAGAACCAGCACCGACAGGAUCACAUUUCUAUCCCCGCCGACUGGGUCUCACACUCGCCGGUCAGUCAGAUGAACAAUCCGGCGAAUCCUCAUCGACAGUCGCCGUCUCAGAGAAGUGCUGACGCGUCAACGUUCGACACCAGCAUGUCCGGAUCACAUCAACCUGCGCAGACGCCCCAAUCUGAUCUACCUCCUAACAGCUAUGGCACGAAUGCCCUGGACUGGCUGCCGCAAGGCAACAUGGGCCAGGGAGACUUUCACGAUCCUUUCCAAAUGUGGUUGUUCCCUUCGUUGGGAGAUCUCGAUCAAUCACCAGAUUUUCUGCAAACCUACGGCACCGGCGCGACGCCAAACUUCUCGCUCCCGGAGCCAAAAGUCGGACCGGACGGGCAGCAAAUCAGCCAGGAACGAACAAAGAACAUCAAUAAGGUGCCGCGGGAACGUUUCUCACGAGUCCAGAAAUGCUGGGCGUCACGACCUCAUCGAUUACACCGCAUGAUGCCAAAUCUGUGGCGCGACAUCAUUGGGCAUCAAGUCGACAACCUCUUCUCAGACAGCUCGGAGAGCCCGCCACAUCCUAAAGCCGGCUCGAAUUGGGGUCUCGAUGCUGACUGUAGGUAUCGCCUGCGCGAUGCCUUUCGUACACCAGCGCCAUCAGCCCUCCACUCUCCGCGGAUUCAGUCCAUCACACCCUUCGAACCCAUGAUGAACAACGACUCCAGCAUUUUCCCACCCGCCGAAAUCCUCGACAUCGCCAUGGGUCUCUUCUUCCGCCACUUCCAUCCGACUGUGCCAUUCAUCCACGUUCCCACCUUCUCCGUCAACAACACACCCUCACCCCUCCUGUUCGUCAUUUGCCUUAUCGGCCUAAGCAUCCUCGGAACCACAGGCGCCACCCGCUUCGUUUCCCGCAUGUUUCCUUCAUUCCUGCAACGAGUCAGCGCCGACCUUGCCGCCUGCACCUCCGGCACCGCCACAUCGCCGCAGCAGCUCACGUACCUGGCAACCGCGCUCCUAACAUUACACCUCGCGGCCAUGACCGGCGACAAAGACACCAUCGCACAAUCGCAAAUGCUCUACGUCAGCACGCUGGCCUUGAUGCAGCAAAAUGGCCUCUUCUCCGCCUGUGACGGUGGCGACCUAAAUGCCCUCAUCUCCGACCUCCACGACUCCGAACACCACUGGAAAGCGUGGUCACGCAUUGAAUCCACGAAACGCCUGAUCCUCAGCACCCUCGCCCUCGACUCCUGGUACGGUGCGCUCCUCUUCCGGGCCCCCAUUGUGCGCUCCGAGGCGGUCAAGCUCUACGCGCCUUGUGCCGAACCCCUCUUCCAAGCCAAGUCCGCCACGCAAUUCCAGUCCCUCAUCCGCGGUGGCAAGCUCACCACAGCACCGACCUUCCAAAUCUCCGACCUGCACGCCAACCCCACUCCGCCAUCCUCGCCCCUCGGUUUCCUCGGCUCCUCCACGCUCCUCGCCCUCCUCCAAAUCCAAAGCCAAGAAACCUACCACCGCCUCAUGCCCGCCGACCCCCUCUCCCUCGGCAGCUUGAUUCCCUGGCAACUCUACGCCUCGGACCUCAAAGCCCGCUCCCUCAUCCCCGCUGUGCUCGGCGCCAGCGCGCUCUGCGGUCCCACCGCGCCCCCACCUCAUCACGACACCAACACCCUCGUCCUCUGGCACGCUCUGUGCAACUCCCUCCUCGCCGACUUCCGCAUGUUCGAACUCGCGGCCGGCCGCCACGGCGCAGGCCCCGCAACCGGCGCCCUCGAGAGCAUCAGCGCGUGGACGCAGACGCCCAGCGCCCGCCGUGCCGUCGUGCACGCCGCGCAGACGCAUCGCCUCAUGGAGCGCCGCCGCGUCAGCGACCACGUCAGCGUCGGCAGCGUCGUCGCCGUCUUCGGCGGCGCCCUCGUCCUGGGCCUCUACCUCUUCAUGGUACCCCAGGCCAGCAACCACGCGAAUCGCACCACCGUUGAGCUCGCCGACGUCGACAUCGACUGGGCCGAGCUGGGCGAGUUGGGCUUCACCGAUGACUCUUUGGGCAGCAAUCACGACGGCGGCACCACGGGCGGAGCGGAUCCGAGCCCCGUGGCGCAUUUCGUGCGCUAUGGUGGCACCGUGGCGUUGAAUGGCGUGCCGCACCAGGGCGGCUAUGAGAGCGCGCGCAGGGUCUUGUUGGACUUUGCGAAUCUGAUGGAUGGCAUUAGUGGCAGGAAGCUGCGCACGUUCACGCAGGUGCUGCAUAUCAUGAGCGAUGAUUUGAUGAAUGUGGAUGCUGGGCUGUGA
Cyphellophora europaea CBS 101466 is the source of this 2730-nucleotide messenger RNA. RefSeq lists its product as uncharacterized. The transcript is spliced from 4 exons. Lineage: Eukaryota; Fungi; Ascomycota; Eurotiomycetes; Chaetothyriales; Cyphellophoraceae. Gene Ontology annotation, cellular component: chromatin. The record is from RefSeq and is a predicted model, not a curated record. The coding region runs from base 1 to 2730 and encodes 909 amino acids. Gene Ontology annotation, biological process: DNA-templated transcription; regulation of transcription by RNA polymerase II. Gene Ontology annotation, molecular function: RNA polymerase II cis-regulatory region sequence-specific DNA binding; zinc ion binding; DNA-binding transcription factor activity, RNA polymerase II-specific.